AUGUAUUCGUUUCUUAAUAAGCCUAGCAAAAUUAACACGAUUGUGACAUUGGGAUAUUUGGCGGUAGGAACAACGUGUCCUUUCGUAUUGUCUUACAGAGGAUCUAUUAACACCUCAAUAACAAGGAAAGGAGUUACUAAUAUCAGAGUGUUAUUCACUAAAGUAUAA
Debaryomyces tyrocola is the source of this 168-nucleotide messenger RNA. The record is from the annotation of a GenBank genome assembly. Lineage: Eukaryota; Fungi; Ascomycota; Pichiomycetes; Serinales; Debaryomycetaceae.